Messenger RNA from Uranotaenia lowii, 3780 nucleotides. RefSeq names its product protein limb expression 1 homolog (gene lft). Gene Ontology annotation, cellular component: cytoplasm. The record is from RefSeq and is a predicted model, not a curated record. NCBI's taxonomy places the organism in Eukaryota, Metazoa, Arthropoda, Insecta, Diptera, Culicidae. The coding region runs from base 1314 to 2435 and encodes 373 amino acids. Gene Ontology annotation, biological process: autophagosome maturation. The transcript has 5 exons.
UAAGUCAGUCGUACUUAAUAUUCGAACAGAUACGGUCGGGUUUAAUGAAAACAAAAUAUAAAUUAGCAUUACGAGACGUUUUUUUGGGAUUUGGAUUUCGCGAAACAACAAAGUUCGGUCUCGGAGUGUGGCCUUCUGGUUUCGGUUAUCUUGUGGUUGCUGUUUUGGUUUGAUGAAGGGAAUUUUCGCCGUUUCCCGAGUAUAACGGCUUUUCGUGGGGAACUUUUGAACCGGUGCACUAUUGGGGUUACACGGGUCAGUUACAAUUUGCUGAAUUCAGCUCCAGUGUUAGAUGUGUUCUGAAUACUAGUAGCUUCUUCUAGCGGAGUUCAAAAGUUUAAAAGUUAUAUGACUACUUGUUUUAAAUGGAUUUGGGAUCCCUUAUAAGUGUUUUUCGAAGAUUGUGAUCACGUGAGAAAUGUCGGAAAUGAAUCUUUGUUUGUGCGAAAUUUACAAUCAUGAAUAUCAUGAAUAAUCCUGUCAAGUGAUUUUGGUUCUGAGAACCCAAGGUUGAAUCCGAACAGUGAAGGUUGAAUCUGAAUAGUGAUUGAUGAAAACGAAAAUUGUGUUGAAUUCCAGUGAGUCGAAACAUCAUAAUUUGUGAUAAAUUUCGGCACAAAAAGUAUAGAGUCCAGAACUCCAAACGCAGUGGAAAAACGGUUGAACCUGUUUGAAAAUUAUCGCCAGAGGGAGAAAAUAUAAACGUUGUAAAAUUUAGGUGCAAGCGUGUAGCGACAAUUUGCAUCCAAUCAGUGGAGUGGCAUUUUUCACCGAAUUUCACCCGGCGAAACGCGGAGAUCAUAAUUCAGACGCUGGAGACCUCGUGUGCGCGCUCUCUCACACAGUGAGACGCCGCGAAGACCAAGGAAAGACCACAAGAUCGUGCGGAAAUCGUCCAACGCCAACAAGUCCAACGCCAACAACAAUCGCAGAGCUGACAAUCUUGGCCCCGAUUUUAUAUACCUACAGAUUUUUUUUCGGGAAUAUGCACUUUGCUGGAAAGAAAAAUGAAUAAACGAUAGUGUCCGUCGUGAAAACCCUAUCUGUGAUAAUGUCAAAUAUUUUACCCGUAACUAUAGUUCUUAAAUGUACCUGAGUAGUGUUAGUAUUGAAGGUAGAAAUAAGUGUUCAAUUUUCCCAGCGACAAAUGGCAACCAAGCUUUAAUUAGAAUGAACAAACCAGACUGCGGAUGGUGGGCAACCAAAGAUCUCAUGCAUAAUAAGCAGCAGCAGCAGCAGCUGGUCGCCUCACCGAGCGCUUGGCCAAGUGUUAUGCAGGCAACGAGUCCUUCUGACUGGUCACGGUAACGAGAAUGAACCAGGUUCAGAGUGAUCUAGUGAAAUCAGCAUUAACCGCAAAAGCAGCCAACCAUAUCCUGGCCCAGACCACAAUUGCCAACGAUCUGGACCUGGACGACCACACUUCCGUAGAAACAAUCGCUAAGUUUUGUCCUCCCCUAAGCAACAACAACAACAACAACGAUCCCAGUAGCAAAAACCAAAACCCCAACGCUUCGAGUCUGGCGUCGAGUCCGAUCAGCGUUGUUCAUAUGACAAACGUCAGCGUGCCGCAGAAGCUUCUGGUCCCGAAUGGGAAAUCGCAAGCCCCGGCCAUUCCAUCUGCCCCGGACGCCCGAGCCAAGCAGGUCCUGAAAGAGGCCGUUGACGCCGUUGUGAACAGUUUCGCCAAACACACCCAAGGAUACGGUAGAGUGAAUGUAGUCGAAGCGCUACAGGAAUUCUGGCAAAUGAAGGCAGCCCGCGGAGCAGAUCUGAAAAAUGGCGCGCUAGUGAUAUACGAAUCCAUCCCAUCCACGAGUCAACCCUACGUAUGUUACGUCACCCUACCGGGCGGUAGUUGUUUCGGAAGUUUUCAGAAUUGCCCUACAAAAGCAGAAGCUCGACGUAGCUCCGCCAAGAUAGCUUUAAUGAAUUCAGUUUUCAACGAGCACCCCUCCCGGCGGAUAAGCGAUGAGUUCAUCGAGAAGGCCGUACAGGAAGCGAGGGCCUCCUUCAAGGGCGACAAUCCGGAAGAAGACGGACCGGACACGGGAAUCGGUGCUUUUAGGUUUAUGCUGGAAACGAACAAAGGCCGAACGAUGCUCGAGUUCCAGGAACUGAUGACGGUGUUCCAGCUGCUGCACUGGAAUGGUUCCCUCAAAGCCAUGCGUGAACGGCAAUGCUCGAGGCAGGAAGUGGUCGCCCAUUACUCGAACCGAUCCCUGGAUGACGAAAUGCGUCAACAGAUGGCCCUGGACUGGAUCGAGCGGGAACACGAAAACCCGGGACUCCUCAGCAGGGAACUGGCCAUUGCCGAAAGAGAACUAGAGACUGCUCGGUUGGCCGGCCGGGAGCUGCGAUUCCCCAAGGAGAAGAAAGAUAUCCUCCAGAUGGCUCACAACCAGCUGAACGGGGGAAGCAAUAUCAAUAGCUGAACGUUGACUCCAUAAGUUUGCUAAGCAUUUUUAGGAAAUAGGAACGAAUUUUGAAGGUUAAACGCUAAUCCAAGAUAUCUCCCGUUAAUAGUGAGCUUGGAAUACAAUUUGCCUUUCGGGAUCAAAACGUGUGAAAAAUUCCUUAUUAAUAUAAUGGAUUUGUUUUUAUGCAUUAAUAAUUACGUUUUUUGUUUGAUAUAUAGUAUUCUAAGAUAAACGCAAACGAACAACAUGUUUUUGCUACGUACCCAGAACAUAAGCUCAAGAAAAUGUGAUUUUGUUUCUAUACUUAUUGUACGAUUUGAAAGUUAUAACCCAUAUUCGGAAACUGUGAACAAAGUUUAUUGGUGGAGGUUUAAUUCUAGCGAACUAUGCUCUCUUUCUCUACGCUAUCAUUUUCACAAGUAAUUUUACUUCUCAUCAUCCAACUCGUAUAUGCAGUCUAACGCAAAUAUUUUUCAACCGGUUGAUAAAUAAAUCAAUAGUUUAAAAUAGCAAGUAACAAACCAUCCAUAACCGCACAAUAAUCUUAUCUAACCUUUGAUCGUCUGCUUCGACAAAAAAAAUAGCUAAGACCAUUGGCUGGUUGUGGAUGCACCAUAAUUAAGCAAUAAUAUUGAAUAUGACACAAGGAUUGUAAAUACACCAAGCAAUAACUUUCGUCUGAAGUUGUUAAACUGAACCAAUUUUUAAUACUUUCAACAAACAUCUAACUAGUAAGAAGUUUUAUCUUUUCCAACAAAAAAUUCAUUUCAGCGAGGCUGGCAGAAAAAAAAACAAAAUCAUACGAUUAAACUAAAAGGAGGCAGACAUUUUUUCGAUAUGCUAAAAUCUAUUUAUUCAAACGAAAAUGUGAUUUUAAUGGAUGAAAAUUUAGUUAGAGAAGGAAAAAAUCUGAUAAAUCAAACGUUUUAAUUUAUUUUUAUGAAGAAAAUUUUAAAUCCGUAUAUUUACACCUAAAAUUAAUAGUUUAGACAAUGUUUUACCUGUAAUUUACAAAAACAAAACCUUUCGGCCAAAUUUAAUCUUAAAAUUGAGACGAAAAUUGUGAUUUAUACGAUAACCUAAAUUUUAAUAUAUUUUAAUCGUAAUAUAUAAUCGAAUGCUUUUUAAUCACUAAGCGAAUGGACAAAAAAACAACUGCACAGUCGCAUCCCCAGGAACAGACGCACUCUGAUGAACACAAAUUAACAUCGAAAUAAUCAGAAAUAAAUCUUACCAGUUAAUUACCAUUUAUUGAUUGCUUCUAAUUAAAUCAAAAAUCUUUUUACCACCAGAAUGCUGAAUAUGUAAAAAAGGUUUUUUUUUCUUGCGAUUAAAAGCGAAUAAAGAGCUGCAUUUUAAA